AUGGCGCAAGUUAAUAUUCCACGUAGUGUCCCUGAUCAAUUCUACAGGUACAAAAUGGCAGUACUCCAAGCUAAAGUCGAAGGAAAAGGAAAUGGUAUCAAAACCGUUAUCGUCAAUCUUCCAACUAUUGCAAAGGAUUUAGAUAGAGCUCCAGAAUAUAUUACAAAAUAUUUCGAAAUUGAAUUAAAUACUCAAACCAAUAUUGAAGGUGAAAAGUAUUCAGUGAAUGGAUCACAUCCAGCAGAAUCAUUAUCAAAGAUUCUUGAUAAUUUCAUCAACAAGUUUAUUCUUUGUUCGUCGUGCAAGAACCCCGAGACCAGAAUGUUGAUCAAGGGCAAGGCUAUCGACUUGAAAUGUGCCGCCUGUGGUAUUAGAACGCCAUUGGACAUGAAGAGCAAGCUUUCCAGUUACAUUCUCAAGAAUCCACCCAAAUCUGCCUCGUCGUCCAAGGACAAGACCACUCACGACGAAGCUCCCACUCAACCAUCGUCCAAGGAGAUGAGAAAGAAAAAGUCAAAGGACGAGGAGGAAGACGGAGAUGUCGUAUGGUUCACCGACACUUCUGAAAAGUCGGUCGAAGAGCGUAAAAAGAGCGCCAUGGGUGGUCAAACUGCUGCAGUCUUGGCCAUGAUGAGCAUCGAAGACGAAGAGGUCGAUGAACUUGACCCAGUCGAGUUCCUCAAGGCCAAGUUGGCAAAGUCUGAGGACUUGUUUUUGCUCGAACUCAAGAAUGUCAAGGACAAGUUUGCCCUCUCUCGUAGCUACGAAGUCUCCAAGGUUGCCACAGAGGCUUUGGCUGGUGGUUCGGCUGCUACCAUUGUCGCAGCAGUCAAGAACAGAAAGGCUCUCUUUGAAAAGAUUGCCAAGGUCAAGGAUGGCCAAUAUGGUAUCUUGAUGGGUCUCGAACAAGUCUAUGCAAAGGACGAAACACUCAUCAAGUCCAUCUUGGGUCUCUUUAAGAGUCUCUAUGACGACGACAUCGUCUCUGAAGAAACAUUUAUCAAAUGGGCUGGUAAAUCAAAGUCAAAGGAUCUCAAAAAGAUUUCAAAACCAUUCAUCGAGUGGUUAGAAACUGCUGAAGAAGAAGAAGAAGAUGAAGAAGAAGAGGAAGAUGAACAAGAGGAAGAAGGUGAAGAAGAUGAAGAAGAUAGAAUGAUUGACGAAGCAGAUUCAACAAGAAAGGUAGCAUUGAUUACUGGUAUAACAGGUCAAGAUGGAUCAUAUUUAUCAGAAUUAUUAUUGGAAAAGGGUUACGAGGUACAUGGUAUCAUUAGAAGAUCAUCUUCAUUCAAUACAGGAAGAAUUGAACAUUUAUUAGAUUUAAAAUCAACUCCCAAUUCAAGUCUACAUUUACAUUAUGGUGAUUUAACAGAUUCAACCAAUUUAGUGGCAAUUAUUGCAAAAGUAAAUCCAACUGAAAUCUAUAAUCUUGGUGCUCAAAGUCACGUAAAGGUAUCUUUUGAAUGCUCUGAAUAUACAGCCGAUGUUGAUGGAGUUGGAUGUCUACGUAUCCUAGAUGCCAUUCGUAGUUGUGGAUUGGAGAAAAGAGUUAAAUUCUAUCAAGCUUCAACUUCUGAACUCUAUGGUAAAGUUCAAGAGGUUCCUCAAUCUGAAAAAACUCCAUUCUAUCCAAGAUCUCCUUAUGCUGUAUCAAAACAAUUUGCAUUUUGGAUUUGUAAAAAUUAUAGAGAAGCUUAUAAUAUGUAUGUUUGUAAUGGUAUUUUAUUUAAUCAUGAAUCCCCAAGAAGAGGACCAACAUUUGUAACAAGAAAAAUUACAAGAUUUGUUGCAAGAAUUAAACUUGGACAUCAAGAAACAUUAUAUCUUGGUAAUAUUAAUGCUAAACGUGAUUGGGGACAUGCUCGUGAUUAUGUUGAAGCAAUGUGGUUAAUGUUACAACAAAAAGUACCCGAGGAUUUUGUCAUUGCCACUGGUGAAACGUAUUCAGUUCGUGACUUUACAGAACGUGCUUUUAAAGAAAUUGGAAUUAAUAUAAAGUGGCGUGGAGAAGGUAUCAAUGAAGAGGGUUAUGAUUCGGCCAACCCAACCAAAGUUUAUGUUAAAAUAGAUGAAAAAUACUUCCGUCCAACCGAAGUUGAUCUUUUACUUGGCGAUCCAUCAAAGGCCAAACGUGAACUUGGAUGGAAACCAAAAACCCCAAUCGACGAAUUAGUAAGAGAAAUGGUUGCCAAAGAUAUUGAAUAUCUUCAAACUGGAGACAAACAUAAUUAA
This is a messenger RNA of Cavenderia fasciculata, 2232 nucleotides long. It is a transcript of the gene gmd, whose product is annotated as GDP-mannose 4,6-dehydratase. The transcript has 6 exons. The coding region runs from base 1 to 2232 and encodes 743 amino acids. The record is from RefSeq and is a predicted model, not a curated record. Gene Ontology annotation, biological process: GDP-mannose metabolic process; translational initiation. Lineage: Eukaryota; Evosea; Eumycetozoa; Acytosteliales; Cavenderiaceae. Gene Ontology annotation, molecular function: GDP-mannose 4,6-dehydratase activity; translation initiation factor activity; protein binding.